Molecule: messenger RNA, 1716 nt
Organism: Kluyveromyces lactis
Lineage: Eukaryota; Fungi; Ascomycota; Saccharomycetes; Saccharomycetales; Saccharomycetaceae
Exons: 1
Coding region: 1-1716 (571 amino acids)
Biological process (GO): amino acid transmembrane transport
Cellular component (GO): membrane
Molecular function (GO): amino acid transmembrane transporter activity
Source: RefSeq, a predicted model, not a curated record
AUGUCUAAGAAAUUAGAGCUAUCCCAACAAGCCUCCAUUUCUCUUUCGCCGUACAUAUCGAAUAGAAUCAAGGAACAGGCCUUUUCUUCAGUUAACGAUGUCAUUGGAGAUUCAGACCAAGGAUCGUACUCCGAUAUCGAGAACUUCAAACCCCCACAAAAAAUCGUUAGAGGGCUAAAAACAAGACAUAUCCAAUUGAUUGCUUUAGGUAGUGCAAUCGGUACUGGUUUAUUCAUCGGUUCUGGUGGUGCCUUGAGUGUCUGUGGACCGGCACCAUUACUUAUUGCUUAUAUUAUCAUUUCCUUCUUUGUUUGGAGUAUCAUGAACCAAAUGACCGAGAUGGUUUGUUUGAUUCCACUUCCUGGUGAAGCGUCCUUGUACUCGUUGGCUAAGACCUAUUUGAAUUCUCCAAUAUCAUUUAUGUGUGGUUGGAAUCUAUUUUAUGCCAUGGCCAUGAUUGUACCAGCCGAAAUUACUGCUUGUGCAUUGUUAGUUCAAUAUUGGACCGAUGCUAACUCCGCCAUCUUCAUCUCCAUAUUUAUCGUUGUUUCUAUUCUUCUAACAAUGCUGCCAGUGAAGGUGUUUGGUGAAUCUGAGUUCUGGGUUUCAUCUAUCAAGAUCUUAACCAUCGUUGGUCUUAUCAUUGUUGGUAUUGUCAUUUUCUUCGGUGGUGGUCCAGCCCAAGACCACGUCUUGGGUUUCCACUAUUGGAAGAACCCAGGUGCUUUCAACCCACAUUUGGCUGAGGGGAAUACGGGUAGAUUUUUGGCCGUUUGGACUGCUAUUAUCAAGAGUGGGUUCUCGUUCGUUUUGGUUCCAGAGACAGUGACUUCGUGUUCCGCAGAAUGUAUCGCACCAAGAAGGAACAUGCCAAAGGCAUGUCAAAGAUUUAUUUACCGUUUGGCUAUCUUCUACAUUGUAGGCACAUUAGUCGUUGGUGUGAUCGUCGGUUUCAACAACGAUAGAUUGAUCAACGCUAUUCAAAGUGGAAAAUCUGAUGCUGCUGCUUCUCCUUUUGUUAUUGGAAUCCAAGAGGCGGGGAUUAAGAUCCUUCCACAUAUCAUCAACGCUUGUAUCUUAACCAGUGCUUACUCCUGUGGUACAGGAUUACUAUAUGGUUCCUCGAGAACCUUAUAUUCCAUGGCUUUGAGAGGUGAUGCGCCAAAGAUUUUCGCUAAAGUCAACAGAUUCGGUACUCCAUACUACAGUACCGGACUUGCUAGUUUAUUCUCUUUCCUCGCAUACUUGAACUGUUCCAAAUCUGCUUCUGUUGUGUUUAACUGGUUAUCUAACAUCGCAACUAUCUCUGGGUUCGUGAGUUGGAUUUUUGUCUCUAUGACAUACAUCAGAUUUAGAAAAGUCAUUAAUGCGUUGGAUUUGAAUGAUAGAGUUCCAUUCAGACGUCCUUUCCAGGUGCCACUAGCUUACCUCACCUGUGGAUUCUUCUUCAUUCUAAGUUUGACAAACGGUUAUGCAGUCUUUGUUAAGGGAAAUUGGAACGUCAGUGACUUCUUUGCAUCCUAUGUUACAAUUGGUUUUGUUAUCUUCUUGUACUUGGUUGGUUCAUUCUAUUACAAACAAUGGACUUUUAGAGACUUCAAAGAGAUUGAAGUCGAAAUAUUGCCAAAAAUCGACAUUGCCGAUGAGGAAGAAAGAAAUGAUGUCAUUCCUGUUCCUAGAAACUUCAUGGAGAAAGUCUGGUACUUUAUUGUUUAA